GCGGGAGUGGGGCAGAGCGGAGCGGCGGCGCGCGGAGGAGGCAGCGGCUCGGCCGCCCCUGAGCUAGGUAACCAUGGCUGGUGAUGACUGUGUAAGGAAACGCCAGUCUGGCUCCACUGCAACCUGCAAAACCCCUGAGAAUGAAGAAACGCAGAGGAGACCCGAGAGUGAGAGGCCCUUCCAAAACUCAAGCAAUGGCUGGGUUGAUGUCGACCACGUGAUAACGAGGAAAAUGCAGCUCAUAGCAGAAGCUGAGCAACUGAAGCCAGCUUUCAUGAAGGAGGUGGACAGUCACUUCACCGAGUUUGUGAACAGUUUGGUAGCAAAAUCAGCACUCCUGGAUUCCUCAUCUCCAGCCUCCGUUUUCCCAGCUUCCUGUGCAGAGAAGGAACUGCACAAAGCCAAGACUUCGAGGGCCCCUCCAGAACAUGGGAAAAUCUUUACUGCCAGGAGAUCCCUCUUGGAUGAGCUGUUUGAAGUGAGUCACAUCAGGACAAUCUACCACAUGUUCAUCGCUCUUCUCAUUGUCUUCAUCCUCAGUACACUUCUAGUAGACUUCAUUGAUGAAGGAAGGCUGGUCCUUGGAUUUGAUCUCCUGGUCUUCGUUUUUGGAAAGUUCCCAGUUGUCUUCUGCACUUGGCUGUGCAUGUUCGGUGCCACAGUAGUUGUUCCAUACAACCUUUUUGUCUGGUGGGCCCAAGGCUAUUCCAGUUCCUCCCAUCGUGCAAUCCACUCUUUCUUCUAUGGCAUGCUGUUCACACUCUUCCAGAUAGCUGGGCUUGGGUUUGGACCAACCUAUGUUGCUGUAGCCUAUGCCCUGCCUCCAGCUUCCCGCUUCAUUGUAAUACUGGAACAGGUUCGUCUUGUUAUGAAGGCUCAUUCCUUCAUCCGGGAGAAUGUACCCAGAGUCCUGUCCUCAGUGAAGGACAAGUCUGGGACAUUACACAUUCCCAGAAUUUCUCAGUACCUGUACUUCCUCUUUGCUCCCACCCUCAUCUACAGAGACAACUACCCCAGGAAUCCCACAAUAAGAUGGGGCUAUGUAGCUACCAAGUUUGCCCAGGUGCUUGGUUCACUUUUCUAUGCCUACUACAUCUUUGUGAGACUCUGCAUUCCUCAGUUUCGCAACAGUAGUCAGGAAACCUUCAACCUUCGAGGGCUUGUCCUCUGUAUCUUCAACUCCAUCCUGCCAGGUGUGCUGAUUCUUUUCCUGGUGUUCUUUGCGUUCCUUCACUGUUGGCUCAACGCGUUUGCUGAGAUGCUACGCUUUGCAGACAGGAUGUUCUACAAGGACUGGUGGAAUUCCACAUCCUAUGCAAACUAUUACAGAACCUGGAAUGUGGUAGUACAUGACUGGCUCUAUUACUAUGCCUACAGGGACUUCCUCUGGUUUUUUGGUAAGAAGUUCAGAGCUGCAGCCAUGCUGUCUGUCUUCACUGUGUCAGCUGCUGUGCACGAAUAUGUCCUCAGCAUCUGCUUCGGCUUCUUCUAUCCAGUUCUCUUCUGCCUGUUUUCAUGCUUUGGAGUGGUCUUCAACUUCACCCUGAAUGACCGUCGGAAAGGGCCCUUCUGGAAUGUGAUCAUGUGGACUUCCCUCUUCCUGGGCCAAGGUGUCAUCAUCUGCCUCUACAGCCAGGAGUGGUAUGCCCGCCAGUACUGCCCCACAGAAAAUCCCACAUUCCUGGACUAUUUAAAGCCACGCUCGUGGUCCUGUCAUAUGAAGAUGUGAAAAUGGGGUGCUCUGGCUAUGUCAUCACAGAAAAACAGAGGUGUCCUCCAAGUAUUUGGACCAAUGAUGUAACUCACAGACUUUUUCUAAGGGAAGUUGUGCCUCCUGAUUAUUGGGGAGAAACUGUAAUUUUUUUUAAACAUUGCUGGAGCAAACCAGUUGACCUGGAUUGCAACAGACUUCAAAGGCAGCAUCUAUUACAUGCUGUCCCACUUUGAGCCAUUUCCAUGCCAGUAAAGCAUUGAAGGUGGAGUCUACUGGAAUCCUACUCAUCCAGGGGUCCCCCCAAAUGCUACUUUUCUGGACGAGAGGCAAGCUAGUCAGAUUUGCUGGUAGCUCAUUGUUGGUAUCCGUCCAUCUUUCUUAGCCAUUCCUUUGCAAUUAUUUUUCUCCUUUUUGGUAAUGGGAUGUCUACAAAACUUCUGUUCUUCAUGAUCCAGCCUGCCACUGUGACAGGGACAAGUGGCAGAGCAGCAGAGUGUUUGCCUCCUUGCUCUGAAGAUGGCUGAAGUUUUCCUGGCUGGCUUCAAACUGGAUCCUGUGUAUGCUGGCUGCCAACACAUAACAUGGGCAGAGGAAGAGGGAUUGUCACUGUGCUGAGUUAGGUUCAGAGGCAGGGCAUGGUGUGUGCAGUCUUUAUAUGACUUUUUACACCAAAAAUUUGUUUUCUCUGUAUUCAUUUAGUUUCCAACUGCCUUACAGCAAUUUUGUUCUUUGAAGGCCCUUGUGACUUUCUCCUUGCUCUUCCUUUCUUCUGCUCUAGGUAAUCAGUUCUUUUAACAUUAUUAACUUGUAAAAGAGCUUUUGCUUUAAUUUGGCAGGUGCUUUAAGGUAUACAGGUUGUUAAGGGUUUCUUUACUAAGAAAAACUUGAAAUACUACGACCAAGUGUAAGGAAAUGGGAUCAACUUUACAUGUACAGAGCAUGAUCUUGUUUGAAAUGGCCACGUGCAGCUCAAUGUGCCAGCACACCUUGUGUAUUGGAGAAGCUUCUAGUGCUGCUGGGAAAUGAGGAUUGGCCCAGAGCUGCUUUGUCACCUGCCUGUCUGCCCUGACAUCAGAGGGGGCUUCAGGUGGAGAUCAGCUUCCUGGGUACUGCCCUCUUGGUGAAGAGGUAGGAACACCCUCCAACACACACACACACACACACUAAUAAAGGCAUUUGGUGAUUUUGGUGUUUCCAUAGAAAUUAAUCAGUCAGAGUUUUUGCAGCUCCCUUGUUCUGUCAGGUGCCAAACAGAACAGGGAACUUCCAGAGUGUCUGAGUUCAGAUCAUUCCAGCUCCCAUUAUUGGAGGCAGGGUCACCUGAUGGACAUACCUUAACUUUAGUGGAAAGGACCACCUGAUAGAGAUAUCAGAAUUUUGGUGACAAGUAUUUUAGAAUUACUCAAAUGUUAUGAGAAACUGCCAAUGGAGAACAGCAUUUCUUUAUUACCUACAGCCCUGGGUAUUUCAUACUAGCAGUAUUUGGGACCAUUGAUGGACUUGUCUCCCAAGCCACUUCAGCCUCUCCUUUGGGCUUCUGCUUUCACUAAUCUCAGUCAGAAAUAAUUUCAUGAAAGUUAGGCAAUACUUCAAUUCUUCCAAGUCUUCAAUAAGAAGCAAUCAUGCUCUUGAGAAAAAGGAUAUUGUAACAGGUCAAAUUUGCCAAAUAGUGUUUCUGUGCCAGAUUCUCCUCUGAAAACAGCUCCUGCUAAAAUUAAUGAAACUGUUGAAGUGAUUUGAGGGGAAUUGUAUGCUCAAGUUUGGCAGUAUUCAUUUAUAAAUUUCUGAGAAUUAAAUGGAUUACUUUAUUGUCAGUCAGAAUGAGUAAUCUCAAAUACUUCACUAGACCUUUUGUGGGAGGAAAGAACAGAAGUUCUGGAACAACUAAGCUUCCUUAUUGAAAAGAGUAAAAUAUACAAAAAAGCACCCUUUGGCCAAACAGCUUUGUCACCUCCUUGGUACAUGAUGAGAUUCAGUCCAAUUCUUUUUUGUUUGGUGCUCAAAACACUUAGAGGUAACUGCACUCAAAGAGGGUGGGAUGGAUUAAGAACUUGUUUUGCCAUCUUGAUACAGUUGGCAGAUCUUGAUACAGUUUCAGUGUUUUCAAAAAGAGACCAAAGGAUGGCACUUUGUGCCCUGUUUUGGCACUUCCCUCACACCUGGCACUGUGUAUGCCCAGAAGGAAUAUCAGCAUUUACCGUGUCAGCAUUAUCACUGUUUGAAGCCUGAGGGCUUGAGCAUCUGGCAAGCAAAAGGCAACCAGAAAGGGAUGCUCAGCUGUUGGAACUAGUCUUGGUUUUUGACAAGUUGAGGUUUUCAGCCUUGUAGAUCAAGGCAUCUGGUAACCCUCCUGUCAGGGCAUUAACAAUUUGGAUUAGUUACAAUUUUGUGGGUUUUUUUAAUUGCUUUUUAAUGUGGGCUUAUUUUCAUUUUUCUCAAGAGUGCUAGAGGGAAAAUACUAAGUCUUUUGCAUGUUGCUUAUUUAAUUAAAAGUCAGUCAUACCAUGUUUGAGUUUCUUAAACUGCAAGUGCCAGAGCACUUGAGCAGAGCAGUGCAAUGUUCUGAUCAGUGGUGAGGAUGUGAAGGUUCCCAACCUGCCCAUUAUCAACUCUUAAUGUAAUACAAUACAAUCUGUUUUCUGUGGUUCUUUCCAGCACGAACUGUGCAGCUCACUUCCAUGGUACCUCCCUCCUUUGUGAGGUGGGAAGCUCCCAGCUUUGGAAUGGCAGCCAGUACAGCUACAGCUCCUUGCUCAAUAACCUCACGAAAAUCAGUGUUACAACAGCAAAAUGUGUCCUGGUUUUCAUGCAGAAAAUAAUUUGUUCCUGGGAAGGCCAAAGCUCUGUGGAGUCCUCAUCCCUAGUCAGUCUUUUCUGUUGGGGUGUGUGGCUGCCAGCCUUGGGGCUGAAGCAGUCCUGGGUCUGAUCUGUGAGCUCUGUGCUCUUCUGUGACAGCCAUCCACGUACUGUGUAUGCUGUGGUGGGAGCUGGGGGAAUUCCUGGUGCAUUUGUUCAAUAUGAUAUUACAUGGAUGGCACCCAGCCUACCUGCUGAAGGCAAACUGAACUGGUUGAGCAGAUGUGCCAGAGGGAGGGACAGCAGCUUCCAAGAGUUCAUGUGCUCUGCAGCAUCAGGACCAGCUCCCUACACACCUCUGAGCCAGCCUCUGCUGGUCCCUUCUCCUGGUGCCCCCAGCCAUGGUGCCCUUCCCUGGCUGUGGCAGAGGACACCCCAGCAUUGGUCCUGGCGCUGGCACCAGCUGUUCCACGAUGCAACCUGUACAUGUUCUGUCACGUACAAGAGCUGUUUGUAAUCUACUGUAUGACAGCAGUUAAAAUAUAUUUUGCUAUUAGGGGAGGAAAAUAAAUUGCCUUGGCCUGUU
This is a messenger RNA of Catharus ustulatus (Swainson's thrush), 5096 nucleotides long. RefSeq names its product sterol O-acyltransferase 1 (gene SOAT1). The transcript has 16 exons. Gene Ontology annotation, molecular function: cholesterol O-acyltransferase activity; cholesterol binding; fatty-acyl-CoA binding. NCBI's taxonomy places the organism in Eukaryota, Metazoa, Chordata, Aves, Passeriformes, Turdidae. The coding region runs from base 74 to 1729 and encodes 551 amino acids. Gene Ontology annotation, biological process: cholesterol metabolic process; cholesterol efflux. The record is from RefSeq and is a predicted model, not a curated record. Gene Ontology annotation, cellular component: endoplasmic reticulum membrane.